AGACCCAAAUAACUAUGAAUUAUCCAUUCCAUCUUUCUAUUUUCUGUGCCGUCCACUCUUCUCCCAAUAUUAGCCCAAAACGUCUCCCCCUUAAUACCCCUUCCAAGAAGCCAUGGUUAUAAGCCUCUCCUCCUAUCCACCAUGUUCUUCCUCUUCCCUCGUCAGAUUAACAAAUUCAAAGUCACCUAUCUCAGAAUUUUCACUAAAGCCUAAAACGCACUUUUCAAAAUCUCCUUCUUCUUCUAUAUGCCAUUCAUUUUCUCCAUCACAACUCGGUUUGAAUUUCAACAAACAAUUUUUCUUUGCAAAGAGUAGAAACCCCCUUGGCAAAAGAUUUGAUUUUAGGUCUUGGGCAAUUCCUGGAUUUGAUUUUGGGAACUUUGAGAAUGCUCAGUCUGUUUUGGAGGCAGCUUCAGUGUUAACAGCCAUAAUCAUUGUUCAUGAGAGUGGUCACUUCCUUGCUGCUUAUCUCCAAGGAAUCCAUGUAAGUAAAUUUGCUGUUGGGUUUGGUCCAAUUUUAGCUAAAUUCAAUGCAAACAAUGUAGAAUACUCUAUUAGAGCUUUUCCUCUAGGGGGCUUUGUGGGGUUCCCUGAUAAUGAUCCAGAUAGUAACAUUCCAGUUGAUGAUGAGAAUUUGCUUAAGAAUCGGCCCGUAUUGGAUAGGAUUAUUGUGAUUUCAGCUGGUGUUGUUGCCAAUAUAAUAUUUGCAUAUGUGAUCAUCUUUAUUCAAGUAUCUUCAGUUGGUUUGCCUGUACGAGAGGCCUUUCCAGGAGUGCUUGUGCCCGAGGUUCAAGCCUUUUCGGCUGCUUCCCGAGACGGUUUGCUUCCUGGCGAUGUGAUACUUGCGGUUAAUGGAAAGGAAUUGCCAAAAAUUGGGCCUAAUGCAGUUUCUGAACUUGUUGAUGUGAUUAAGAAAAAUCCUAAAAGAAAUGUGUUGCUUAAGAUUGAGAGGGGCCAGGAGGAUUUUCAAAUUGGGGUCACCCCAGAUAAGAAUUUCGAUGGAACUGGUAAAAUUGGUGUUCAGUUAUCACCAAAUUUAAAAUUUUCAAAGGUUCUACCUAAGAAUUUAUUGGAGGCUUUUAAUUAUACUGGGAAUGAAUUUUGGGGCCUCUCAUCCAAUGUUUUGGAGGGUUUAAAACAGACUUUUCUAAACUUCUCCCAAUCUGCAAGUAAGGUUUCAGGCCCCGUGGCUAUUAUUGCUGUUGGUGCUGAAGUAGCAAGGUCAAAUAUUGAUGGGCUUUACCAAUUUGCGGCGUUGCUUAAUCUUAACCUUGCAGUAAUAAACCUUCUUCCAUUACCUGCUUUAGAUGGGGGUUCCUUGGCUUUGAUCCUCCUAGAGGCAGCUAGGGGAGGGAGAAAACUUCCUCUAGAAAUAGAGCAGACAAUUAUGUCAUCAGGGAUCAUGCUUGUUAUACUCCUAGGGUUGUUCCUCGUUGUUCGGGACACACUUAACCUUGAUUUCAUUAAAGAUUUGAUGUAAGUGCUUUCAAGGCCUCAGAAGGUUGAGGUUGGAUUGAGUUUGGCAAAAAUCUAUGAAGCUGUUCUUCGAUCAGACUGGUUGCCAGUGAUGUCGACAGAGGAGAAAAACUGGUAUAAUUGAAAAUGCUUGGUAUAUUGUGGUUACUUCUCCCAAAAACAUUACAAGGAAGGUACUCAUGGCAUCUCGAUUGUUCUUUACAUCCAUCUGGAGAUACUUUCUGUAGUCCUGUAAAUAAUUUUUUAUAAACAGUAUUGGCGACAUAACAUGUGUUUUGAACUCUAAUAUCUUGUGCCCUGCGAGUCCAAUGAAGAUAUUCAUGGCAGUUACUUUC
This is a messenger RNA of Carya illinoinensis, 1811 nucleotides long. RefSeq names its product membrane metalloprotease ARASP, chloroplastic. NCBI's taxonomy places the organism in Eukaryota, Viridiplantae, Streptophyta, Magnoliopsida, Fagales, Juglandaceae. The coding region runs from base 113 to 1480 and encodes 455 amino acids. Gene Ontology annotation, cellular component: membrane. Gene Ontology annotation, molecular function: protein binding; metalloendopeptidase activity. The transcript has a single exon. The record is from RefSeq and is a predicted model, not a curated record. Gene Ontology annotation, biological process: proteolysis.